UUAAGAUUUCCUCCGUUGAGUCCUUUAACAUCAACAAGGAACAGUUCAAAACAAACCCAGAAUCAAAAGUUCAUGGCUUUCGAUCCCAAAUCCAGUUUUAGUUUCCUUAUCUUCCUCCUCCUUUCUAUACAGCCUCUCAUCUUCUGCCUAACAACCGAUGCCUCACCUCCGCCUACAGUCUGCAUCGUGGGCAGCGGCAUCGGCGGUUCCUCUGUCGCCCACUUCCUUCGCCACUACUUCCACCCCAUUCCUUCCCAACCCAACCCUCCCAACAUCAUCAUCUUCGAGCGUAGGUCCGUCGUCGGUGGUCGCAUGGCCACUGUAUCCAUUGGCGGUGAAACCUGGGCUGGUGCUUUGUUUUCAGAUCCUUUAGUAUCAAGAUUCUGGUUGAAAGGUCAACCGCCGCCUCCUCGCUUCGUCGAGUGUGCACUGCAGAGUACUGUGGACAGCUUCUUGAAGUACUAUGAAAGCCCUGAAACGAGACCUGUCUUUGAAACAGUGGAUGAGAUGCUUAAAUGGGCUGGUUUGUACAAUCUCACAACUCGAACUUUGCAAGAUGAACUCGUUCAUAUCAAGAUAUCUCCCUUAAUGAUAGACGAGCUUGUCACUGUUAUAACUAGAAUCAAUUAUGGUCAAAGUGUCUCCAUUAGCGGACUUGCUGGAGCAGUUUCAUUGGCGGGAUCCGGGGGAGGAUUAUGGGCCAUUGAAGGAGGGAACUAUCAGAUGGCUGCCGGACUAAUUAAGAGCUCCAACGUUUCGUUACACCUUAAUGAAGAAAUUGAAUCCAUUUCUUAUCUUGGAGAAUAUUAUGAACUUAACUCCACUAAAGGAAAUAGUUAUUCGUGUGAUGUCGCAGUGGUUGCUACACCCCUUGACGAAGUAAGUAUCCAAUUGACACCUUCAGUUUCGAUUCCUGCUAGGAAAUUGCAGCAUACACAUGCAACCUUUGUGAGAGGCAUCUUGAAUCCAGCCUAUUUUGGCCUGCGCACUGUCGGUGUGAUUCCAGAACUGGUUGGCACAUUAGAGGAUCCCGACAUUCCGUUCUCAAGCAUUUCAAUUCUCAAGCAACACGAUGAAAAUGAUACAACUUACAAAGUAUUUUCUCGAGAGCCAAUGACAGAUGCAUUACUGGAUACCAUUUUUAGUGCAAGGCUGGAGACGGUUCGAAUAAACUGGGGAGCCUAUCCGCAUUAUGAAGCUCCAGAAGUAUUUGCACCGUUUAUUUUGGACGGUCAACAUUUGUAUUAUGUAAACACGUUCGAGAAUGCGGCUAGUACCAUGGAGACGAGUGCGGUUGCAGCCGAGAACGUAGCGAGGCUCAUAUUGUCAAGAUAUUUUAGUGAAGCACACCCGCAUUCAUCAAACUUGAAGAGCAAAAGUCCCGAUGCACACACAUUACACACCGACUUGUAAACUUAUUAGGCCUUGGUCUCUGAAUAAUGUGAAACAAACUGUAGAAUGUACCAACAGAAAUCAGUGUUUGCGUUGACACCAUGUCCAAGAAUCCUUUGGUAUUUGGAGGCAA
Molecule: messenger RNA, 1525 nt
Organism: Hibiscus syriacus
Lineage: Eukaryota; Viridiplantae; Streptophyta; Magnoliopsida; Malvales; Malvaceae
Product: farnesylcysteine lyase-like
Exons: 5
Coding region: 73-1413 (446 amino acids)
Biological process (GO): prenylcysteine catabolic process; prenylated protein catabolic process
Molecular function (GO): prenylcysteine oxidase activity
Source: RefSeq, a predicted model, not a curated record